This is a messenger RNA of Durio zibethinus, 373 nucleotides long. RefSeq lists its product as uncharacterized. The record is from RefSeq and is a predicted model, not a curated record. Lineage: Eukaryota; Viridiplantae; Streptophyta; Magnoliopsida; Malvales; Malvaceae.
GCACCAAGCCCACAUGCUUUUGUUUGCCAUCACCAAUUUUCUUUCUCUUUUGUCAUUAUUGUUGAUCAUUAGUAUGGAGAACAAAGGCUUUGUUAGACUGAUGCUACUUUUUCUGGGUUUCUCUCAUCUUCUGCUUUCCUGUUCUGCUGUUCCUACAACAAGAAGCCUCAAGUCAAACAAGGAACUACUCCCUUCUUCUUCUGUCCAAGAUUUUCUUGCUCAGGAUGUAAUAAAAUUAAGUGAAGCUGAGGAGUUGUUUGGGGAAGGAGAUGCAGUCAAUGAGGAAAGGAUGCUAAUGCAAAGCACAGAUUAUCCAGGGACAGGAGCAAACAAGAACCAUGAUCCCAAACCUCCAGGGAAAGCUUAAAAAAAA